This is a messenger RNA of Botrytis deweyae, 1872 nucleotides long. RefSeq lists its product as uncharacterized. The coding region runs from base 1 to 1872 and encodes 623 amino acids. The transcript has a single exon. The record is from RefSeq and is a predicted model, not a curated record. Lineage: Eukaryota; Fungi; Ascomycota; Leotiomycetes; Helotiales; Sclerotiniaceae.
AUGGAACCCAAAUCAAAUCAAGUUGCUGACUCCAUAGCCACAGCUUCGAGCAGUAAUAUUCCGACAACUACAAACUCAACUGCCAGUCCUCAUCAUCAAGUUAAAUUAAACCUCAAAAAUUACCAGGCCGCUGUCAGCACAAAUGCAGGCUGCCUAACGCAAGCUGUUUCCGAUACAAGUCAUGCCUCGUAUCUUGCAAAAUCAAUAAAAAGUACUCCUACAAAUACAAUCUCAUCACCAUCCACUGGUAGUUCAUACUUCGAAAAGCUCCCCCAGGAGGCGCGCGACAUGAUCUACGAGCUCUUGCUGGUGAAUCCCGUUCUUGGCAAGAGCUGCAGUGUGGCCGAUCGUACUAGUUCGCCCAGAAGAACUCCACCACACGGACAAAGCCAACCACCGCUGAAGUAUGAACUUGAACCCCAAGUUCUUCGGGUUUGCCGUGCAAUAUACCUAGAAGCAUCGCAAGUGCUUUACGAAUCAAAUACUUUCUACAUUGCUUGCUGCAGAUAUGAGAUCUCGCAAGAUUGUCGCCCAAGCCGAUUUGCAUUUAAUAGAGGCAUAGAAAUGACACCCAUUACAAGACAUUGUAACAGAUUGAGUCACGGUAAACUUUUCCUAUUUGACCAUCCAGCAGUGGCAAAAGUUAAACGCUGGAGAGUUAUUGUCAGUUCAUUCAUCGAUCCGGAUAUAUUGGGAGGGUGGCAUGAAAGGAGGACUUGGUCGAUGGAAAACUUUUGUCAAGCCAUCGCUCAGUCCCCAUCCAUAUCUCUCGAGAUUGCACUAGCACCGAUUGGUCUGGAGAAGUGUGGGGAAACACUUUGGUUCCGAGACGAGGUCAUCUAUCAAAAUAUGAAGAAUAUGCUCAUACCUUUACAAAUGCUACGUGGGGUCAAAAAGCUUCAAUUCCGAGAUGCAAGUUGGGAGGAAUUACCAGAUGUUUACCCAUACAAUAGUUUCUCGGGCAAGGACUGUCGAUCUAUCAUCCCUUCCUCCAAUUCAAGGAAACAACUCAGAUCAAUUAUGAUGGGAGACUCUGUGGUAGAGCUCUCUCGUGGAAUGUAUCUUCGACUCGUGCGUUAUGCACAGGCGUUUGAGACAGUUGAUACUUUCAGGUCUGAAAUGCGCCACUCAUCUACUGGCAGCGUAGGAAGAUAUCUGAUGCACUAUGGAUUGUGUUCUGGCAGCAAUAGAUGGAUGCACAGGCCCCACGAUCCAACUACUCAGGUGUCACAUCCCGUAGAAAAUGGUCUUAGGCGUGCGGAGACUCUUUCGUCCUCACAAUACAAUCCGAGAGCAUUCAAAUUAGAACGAGCCAGCAUUGUGAAAUAUUUAGAACCACAAUAUCAGAGGGCAAAGUUGGCAUGUUUUAACAUUACGGAGUUCAUCAAGUUCGAAAAGAGAAGGGAUAGAAUGCUUUCGCCCAAACUUACUCGAGAUUGGCACUCUCCCACGAUUGCAGCAGAGGCUAUGCUACUGCUGGAAAGAUAUGAACAAGGACUUCGAAGAGAUUUUCCAUACAUCGAUCAAAUCAAACAUCGAGCCAAUCUUCGAAAGAACACUUCGUUUGAUAACAAUCUUCCCCGAAACGUCCUCAUGAGACAGACUUCCGAUGCUUUUGAUGCGAUGAAUUGGGCCUUCUUCACAAAUUGUUUCAAAAAAAUGGUAGAUGAUCUGGAUAAACAAUUUAUGGAAAUGAGAAGGGCGAGGAAAGAGAUUUUUGAAGACGAUAAAACGUUAAAUGUUGGGUGUGACAUUGAGUUGGAUUCGAGGCUCUGCAUUGAAAUGGUUGAUUGGACAAAAGAUGAACCGAGAUUUGGACCAGUUUCUAACGACCCGGAGUGGAAUGGCUCGGAAUAUGGUAUGGAUGAGUGA